CCUCCUCGGACACCCCAAAGUCCCCCCAGACCCCACAGGGACCCCCCAGACCCCACAGGGACUCCCCAGACCCCCCAAAAACCCCCCAAAAAAGGCCUCCAGACACCCCAAAGACCCCCUGAAGGACCCCCAGAAACCCCAAGGGGGCCCCCAGACCUGCCGAGAAGCCCCAAAGAUGCCCCAAGGAUCCCACCCCCUUCAGGACUCCCAGACCCCACAGGGACCCCCCCAGACCCCUAA
Pseudopipra pipra is the source of this 240-nucleotide messenger RNA. RefSeq names its product basic salivary proline-rich protein 1-like. The transcript is spliced from 3 exons. Lineage: Eukaryota; Metazoa; Chordata; Aves; Passeriformes; Pipridae. The annotation marks the transcript as partial. The record is from RefSeq and is a predicted model, not a curated record.